Messenger RNA from Rubroshorea leprosula, 1720 nucleotides. The record is from the annotation of a GenBank genome assembly. Lineage: Eukaryota; Viridiplantae; Streptophyta; Magnoliopsida; Malvales; Dipterocarpaceae.
AACCCCUGUAGUUGUCGCAAUUUUGUUUCCCCAACAAAAAAACUGUUUUUACCCACAUUCUAAGUAGUCAAAUACGGAGUUGUCUAUUUAUGCUCUAUGUCGGUCUCCCCGGUAUCCGUCUCCGAUGAGCCACUGACUCCCGCCGGCCGCCUUUUUCUUUCGCCGGAACUUGACACCAUCAUCCACUGUAUCAUCCGUGGGAAAGACCCCAUCAAUAUAGAUGCUGUGAAACAAACUAUUGAGUCCUCCCUCAUGCUCCAGCACCCCAGGUUCUGCAGUCUCCUGAUGCGGGACCGGAACGGGAACCAGUACUGGAAGAGAACCGAGGUGGACCUCGACCGCCACGUCAUCGUAAUCAACAGUGAGGAUGAUUCCGGCGCUGGUGGAGAGGAUGAUGACGAGGCGGCGGUCAACCAGUACGUGGCGGAUUUAUCAGUCAGCACCCCGCUCAGCACGGAUAAACCGUUGUGGGAAACUCACCUCUUGAUGGCCCACAGGUGCGCAGUGUUCCGGAUUCACCACGCCCUGGGAGACGGGAUCUCGCUGAUGUCGAUCCUGAUAACAUGCUGCCGGAAAAUUGAUGAUCCGGAGGCGCUGCCUACUAUGAUAACAAAGAGAGAUUCGGGUCCCAAAGAGGGGAAAUGGUGGGAUAGGCUGUGCUCGGUUUUGAUGAUGGUGUGCUUUACAUUUGUGUUUGUCUUGGAGUUUGUUUUGAGGGCUACUUGGGUUAGUGACCGGAAAACGGUGAUCAGCGGCGGCGCAGGGGUGGAGCUCUGGCCGAGAAAGCUGGCUACGGCCAACUGCUUACCUGACUCUAAUCCCAAUGAAGUUUGUUUGUUACUAAAUUCCGACUUGUCUAAGACUAUUAAUGAUGUGUUUUUGGCGGUGGUAUCAUCCGGGAUAUCAAGAUACUUGGAUCACCGGUCACAACAAGGCCUGCAGAAGGGUCUGCGGAUAACGGCAGAAGCCAUGGUUAAUUUAAGAAAGCCACCUUCGUUAGAGGAUCUAACUAACUUUAUAAAAAACAAUACAUUACUGCGGCUGGGUAACCAAUUCGGCGUGGUUCUCAUUCCUAUUUAUUGUCGCAAAAGUGGUGAUGAUCCUUUACAAUAUCUGAAGCAAGCAAAGAAGACAGUGGACCAAAAGAAACAUUCAUUGGAGGCUCCAUUCACAUACAAAGUUGGUGAUCUUGUGAUGUCUUGGUUAGGACCAAAGUAUGCUAGCGUGCUUAACUAUAGGAUAGUCUGCAAUACAACCUUUACAAUCUCGAAUGUAAUCGGUCCUCAAGAGCAGAUAACACUGGCCGGAAACCCAAUAGCUUACAUUCGGGUGAAUACGUCCAGCUUGCCUCAUGCACUCACAAUGCACAUGGUGAGCUAUGCAGGGAGGGCUGAUAUACAACUCUUGGUGGCCAAAGACAUUAUCCCUGAUCCUGAAUUUUUGGCCAAGUGCUUUGAAGAUGCAUUGAUUGAAAUGAAGGAGGCAGCUAUUGCAACUGCUAAAUGUUAGAACGUCCCUUUUCUUUUAUUUUUAUGUACUUGGUGUAGUUUUGGGGUGGACCAAAUAGACUGCAAGUGAAAGCACCCCAUACACACACUUUAUCCAUCUGCCGUUAACAUCCUAGAGUAUUUAAUCGAGGCCUGAAACUUUCACUGUCCAGUGAAAAGCAUUAAAAAAAAAAAAACAAAAAAUCUCUGUUAAACAAAAUAGGAAUAUUUGU